AUGUCCAACAGCUCUGAGCCGUGGACAGGAGUGCCUCUGUCUGUGGACUUCUCUCGUCCAGAACACUACCUCCUCUUCCUCUUCCAGCUCCUGUUCGCCUCCUGCACCGUCCUUGUGGCCGGGAGCGUCGCCGUCAGUAUCCUGGCCACAAGAGCGCUGCGCCUUCAGAACCGCUUCCUCUUUAUGCUCAACACCAGUGUGUGCGACACGCUGGUCGGCCUGUCCGUCUUCUACGUCGGGCUUUUCGACGUCUACGAAGGUUACCCGUCGAGAAAUGGCACUUUCUACAUCCUGAACUCGCUCAUGGGCAUUAACAUUCUCACGUUUAUGUUCGCACAGUUCGACCGGUUUAACUCCUUGUGCACUCCGUCGCUCUACGUCUGGGGAAGUCCGGCUCUGAGGCAGGUCCUGGUGCACGCGGUGUGGGGGCGGGUGUGUCUCAGAUGCAACAGGAGGAUUGUUGUGAAGAUGGAGACAGUUCAACACUAA
This is a messenger RNA of Knipowitschia caucasica, 489 nucleotides long. The record is from the annotation of a GenBank genome assembly. NCBI's taxonomy places the organism in Eukaryota, Metazoa, Chordata, Actinopteri, Gobiiformes, Gobiidae.